CCGCCAUGGCAACGCCGCUCCUCUCCACUUCCGGGAACGAAGGGGCGGAGACCCGUAAUCCGGAAGUGGUGCCAAAGCCUUUUCCGGUUCUGCUCGCGUUGCGUUUUUCCUCGCGUCACCGCCGGCAUGAAGCCGAUCCUGCUGCAGGGCCAUGAGCGGUCCAUUACGCAGAUUAAGUACAACCGCGAGGGAGACCUCCUCUUCACGGUGGCCAAGGACCCGAUUGUCAAUGUAUGGUACUCUGUGAAUGGUGAGAGGCUGGGCACCUAUAUGGGCCAUACCGGAGCUGUGUGGUGUGUGGACGCUGACUGGGACACCAAGCAUGUCCUCACCGGCUCAGCUGACAACAGCUGUCGUCUCUGGGACUGUGAAACAGGGAAGCAGCUGGCCCUACUCAAGACCAAUUCAGCAGUCCGGACCUGUGGCUUUGACUUCGGGGGCAACAUCAUCAUGUUCUCCACGGACAAGCAGAUGGGCUACCAGUGCUUCGUGAGCUUCUUCGACCUGCGGGAUCCGAGCCAGAUUGACAACAACGAGCCCUACAUGAAGAUCCCGUGCAACGACUCCAAGAUCACCAGUGCUGUUUGGGGACCCCUUGGCGAGUGCAUCAUUGCAGGCCAUGAGGGCGGAGAGCUCAACCAGUAUAGCGCCAAGUCUGGGGAGGUAUUGGUGACUAUUAAGGAGCACUCCCGGCAGAUCAAUGACAUCCAGUUAUCCAGGGACAUGACUAUGUUUGUCACUGCAUCCAAGGACAACACAGCCAAGCUCUUUGACUCCACAACCCUUGAACACCAGAAGACUUUCCGGACAGAGCGUCCCGUCAACUCAGCUGCCCUCUCUCCCAACUAUGACCAUGUGGUGCUGGGCGGUGGUCAGGAAGCAAUGGAUGUAACCACCACUUCCACCAGGAUUGGCAAGUUUGAGGCCAGGUUCUUCCACUUGGCCUUUGAAGAAGAGUUUGGAAGAAUCAAGGGUCACUUUGGACCUAUCAACAGUGUUGCCUUCCAUCCUGAUGGCAAGAGCUACAGCAGCGGCGGAGAAGAUGGUUAUGUCCGCAUCCACUACUUCGACCCACAGUACUUUGAAUUUGAGUUUGAGGCUUAAGAAGCCGGAUCUCAAAAAAAAAAAAAAAAAGAAGCCGGAUCUCUGGGAAUUCCCUGGCUAUCCAGUGAUUAGGACUCCGAGCUUCCACUGCACACCACACACACACACACACACACACACACGCCAGAUCUCCAUAUGGGCCAGGUUCACAGAAGGCUUUGGACUCUGAGAAAUAAAUUAGUUUGGAAAUAAA
Messenger RNA from Delphinapterus leucas (beluga whale), 1297 nucleotides. RefSeq names its product eukaryotic translation initiation factor 3 subunit I (gene EIF3I). Gene Ontology annotation, molecular function: translation initiation factor activity; protein binding; RNA binding. Gene Ontology annotation, cellular component: eukaryotic translation initiation factor 3 complex, eIF3m; cytoplasm. Gene Ontology annotation, biological process: cytoplasmic translational initiation. Lineage: Eukaryota; Metazoa; Chordata; Mammalia; Artiodactyla; Monodontidae. The record is from RefSeq and is a predicted model, not a curated record.